This is a messenger RNA of Aureobasidium namibiae CBS 147.97, 2337 nucleotides long. RefSeq lists its product as uncharacterized. Gene Ontology annotation, molecular function: GTPase activator activity; zinc ion binding. Bases 1 to 2337 code for a protein of 778 amino acids. Gene Ontology annotation, biological process: intracellular protein transport; COPII-coated vesicle budding; COPII-coated vesicle cargo loading. The transcript has 4 exons. The record is from RefSeq and is a predicted model, not a curated record. Lineage: Eukaryota; Fungi; Ascomycota; Dothideomycetes; Dothideales; Saccotheciaceae. Gene Ontology annotation, cellular component: endoplasmic reticulum exit site; COPII vesicle coat.
AUGGACUACGAAGCCCUGAAAGAGCAAUGGAGCGACAUCGAGGACAAGGAUGGCAUCAGAUUGAGUUGGAACACCUUCCCCUCGUCGCGCAUGGAAGCCUCGAGAUUGGUCGUCCCCAUCGGAGCUCUCUACACACCACUCAAGGAGAAGACCGACACGCCGCUGCUUCAGUAUGAGCCCGUUUCUUGCAAACAGCCCUGUCGCGCUGUCUUGAAUCCCUUCUGCCAAGUCGACAUGCGCGCCAGGAUAUGGAUCUGCCCCUUCUGUCUGCAACGCAAUGGUCUGCCACCUCACUACAAGGACAUCUCCGAGAACGCCAUUCCUCCAGAGCUGCACCCCUCGAGCACCACAAUCGAGUACAGACUCGCCAGACCCGCCCCCGUUCCCCCGAUCUUCGUCUUUGUCGUCGACACAUGUCAAGAGGAGGAUAGUUUGAAGGCCCUCAAAGACUCGAUCAUCAUGUCGCUCAGCCUGCUACCUCCCAACGCCCUGGUUGGUCUGAUCACCUAUGGAACCAUGGCUCAGGUCCACGAGCUUGGCUACACUGAGUGCGCAAAGUCUUAUGUCUUCCGCGGAUCCAAGGAAUACACUGGCAAGCAGGUCCAGGAGAUGCUCGGUCUGAUGACUGGUGGUGGCGCAAGACCUGGCAUGCCCGCCAUGCAGCCCCAGCCCGGCCGUCCCGCUCCCACUGCUCCCAUGGGCGCUGCCGCAAGAUUCUUGUUGCCCGUUCAGCAGUGCGAGUUCCAGCUCACAAACGCCCUCGAGUCUCUGCAAAGGGACCCUUGGCCUGUCGCUAACGACAAGCGUCCCUUGAGAUGUACCGGUGUCGCCUUGAGUGUCGCAACUGGUCUUCUCGAGACUUCGUUCCAGAACGCCGGCGGUCGCAUCAUGCUCUUCACUGGAGGUGCCGCUACCGAGGGUCCCGGUAUGGUUGUCGGUCCCGAACUCAAGGAGCCCAUCCGUUCCCACCACGACAUUGACAAGGACAACAUCAAGUACUACAAGAAGGCCCUCAAGUUCUACGAAACUUUGGCCAAGAGAACUGCUCACAACGGCCACAUCAUCGACAUCUUUGCCGGAUGUCUGGACCAGGUUGGUCUCCUGGAGAUGAGAAGUCUGGCAAACUCGACUGGUGGCCACAUGAUCUUGACCGACAGCUUCACAUCUUCCAUGUACAAGCAGUCGUUCGCUCGUAUCUUCGACAAGGACGCCAACGACAACCUUCUGAUGGGCUUCAACGCUUCCCUCGAGGUCUUGACCACAAAGGAGCUCAAGGUCACUGGUUUGAUAGGACAUGCCGUGUCCAUGAACAAGAAGUCGGCCAACGUUGGUGAGACCGAAUGUGGCAUCGGUAACACUUGCUCGUGGAAGAUGUGCGGCAUCAAUCCCAGCUCGAGUUACGGUAUCUACUUCGAGAUCGCUGGCCAAGGCGGUCCUUCAAACGUGCAACAAGGACCUCAGAAGGGUCUUAUGCAAUUCCUCACAUACUACCAGCACUCUUCUGGCCAGUUCCACCUGCGUGUCACCACUGUUGGUCGCAACAUGAGCGGUCCCUCAGGCGACCCGGCCAUCGCUCAAUCAUUCGAUCAGGAAGCCGCUGCAGUCCUCAUGUCUCGCAUUGCAGUCUUCAAGGCCGAGGUCGACGAUGGUCCGGAUGUGCUCCGCUGGGUUGAUCGCAUGCUUAUCAGGUUGUGCUCUCGCUUCGCAGAGUACCGCAAGGACGACCCGUCAUCUUUCCGCCUCGAGAAGAACUUCACCCUCUACCCGCAGUUCAUGUUCCACUUGCGUCGUUCGCAGUUCUUGCAAGUCUUCAACAACUCGCCAGAUGAGACCGCUUUCUACAGACACGUUCUCAACCACGAGGAUGUGUCAAACAGUUUGGUCAUGAUUCAGCCCACUCUUGACAGCUACAGCUUCGAGCAUGAGGGCAGUCAACCCGUCUUGCUCGAUUCUACCAGUAUUCAGGACCAGACUAUUCUUCUUCUUGAUACCUUCUUCCACAUCCUCAUCUUCCACGGUGAGACUAUGGCACAAUGGCGCAAGGCCGGGUACCAAGACCAAGAAGGCUACGAGAACUUCAGAGAGAUGCUCGAGGCGCCCAAGGAGGACGCCAAGGAACUCAUCCAAGACCGUUUCCCUCUGCCUCGUUUCAUCGUCUGCGACGCAGGUGGUUCGCAAGCACGUUUCCUUCUCUCCAAGCUCAACCCCUCGACAACACAUACCACUGGCGCAUACGGUGGCGUCAGCCAGACCGCUCAAACCAUCUUCACCGACGAUGUGUCACUACAGACCUUUAUGGACCAUUUGAUGAAGUUGGCCGUCAGCGGCAACAGCUAG